GCCCGGUCUAUGCGUUUCUCAACGCGGCUUCUGGUUUUGGUGUCACCACCAGCGCAUUCUCCGUCCUCACACACACACACACACACACACACACACACACACACACACGCACUCACUCACUCACCCACCCGCCCACCCACCUCACUGCCUUGGUGGAUACGAAAAAAAAAAGAACAAGAGCCAGGGUAGGGGGGGAGACUAGAAGGAAAGCCACGGCUAUCUCAGACGAACCAACAGCCGCGUCCACGGCUGCAAGCUGCAAGGGUCUGCCCCAUGAUGGAUGCCACCAUUGCUCAAACCGGCCUGGCUUCAACGCCUGGACUACCUAAACAGGCGAACAGAGGCACACUCAAUUCGCACGAGGCUAGCAAUGUGCCGCAGCAUGGGAGACACUUUGGAGGCAGAGAGACGUGGUUGUCUGCCGUGCCGUGCCCUGUUCUGUUGCCCCCAGGCAGGUGAGGGUUGGAUCUGCUUUUUCUCUCUGCCUUUGACAGAUGUCUCUCUGCGUGUGUGUUAUUUGGCGGUACACAGACACAACCGCCUCAACUCUUUUCUACCUGCUCAACAAACUUCUAUUUCUUCUUUUUGGUGUUUUUUUUCUUCUUUUUUUUCUGGCAGGAAUUGAUUGGCCUAUGGACUUGGUUAUUCUAUGGAGCGCAACAAAAAUGUAUACUAUCUAUGCUGCGCUGCUCCAAGAGAGAGCCUUUACGGGAUGGAAAUGGUUAUAUGAACAGUGAUGGAAGCGAGCAAACACAAAAUAGGGAAUGGAACUUUUCUUAAUUGGGCAUGGAUAUGGGUUUUUUCUGGCUUCUACUUUCGGCUGGCUUUUGUUUGUUUUUUUGGCGACAUUAAUGCGUUUGCUUUUUGUUUUGUUUUUGGUUAUGGCCGCUGCCUCCAUACCCGCAGUGUUUUUUCAGCACUGCUAGUUUUUUUUUUUUUUUUUGAGAGCGAGAUCUUGUCUUUCUAUUUUUGUUUCUGUUUUGGUUUUUCACAUAGAGUUUCUGUUUUCACAUCUAGCUUAAUUCCACGACAUUUUUGGUAUUUUUUUCUCUGACCGACUUUACUUUCACCGUCUAACAGCCUUUGUCGUGAUAUGCUACAACACUUGGUGGAAUACAUUAUGACCAGGUACUAUAUGCAUGUUGAGUCGAUGUGGCACACCGCCAGCUGAGCAUGUAUUCAUCCCAUCUAUUCCCCAGAGAAAAAAAAAAAACACAUAGCACAGCCCGUGUAAAUUCUCCUUUCUUUCUUUCUUUCUUCCUUUCUUGUCUUUCACAAAGAGAAAGAAAAAAAAAAAAAAAAAAAAAAAAAAACAAAGCCUCUCCCAAAGCCGGCAAGUUCCGACGAAAACUUUCCUAGCGUUGAAGCGCGAUAGCAGGGCCAACAGCCAACGGCCAAGCACAAAAAAAGGGUGUAUUAUCUCUCUCUAUCUCUCUAUCUCUUUUGGAAGAGGGGAGAAGCUGGUGGCGGGCAGCAGAGGCCAGGCGGGCAACAGUGCCUCGAUCUCUGGCGGUAUGCAAUGCUCAAACGGUGCUCUGUACGCUCCAACGCAUUAAUCUAUAUUUGGCAUUGGGCAGGACACACAGAUGGCCUCCCCCUCCACUGGCAGAUUCUGGCAGGCCAGGGCGCUAAACGGUGGUGGUGAAAUGAGGAGGAGGAAGCAGCCGCGCCACACAAACAAGCCCGGCAAGGAUCAUUGGCUGGGCGGUGAAUGACUGGAGGUCGAUGGGAAUGCGAAUGUGUGUACAGGCAAAGGUACAAGCAAAAGUACAGGUACCCCUCGGCCGGCGGUAAUGUCGUCUUCCCGCUUGUUUGAGGUACACAACGGC
Molecule: messenger RNA, 1829 nt
Organism: Trichoderma atroviride IMI 206040
Lineage: Eukaryota; Fungi; Ascomycota; Sordariomycetes; Hypocreales; Hypocreaceae
Source: RefSeq, a predicted model, not a curated record